CGCAUCAGCCUGUAUAAAAGACCGCAUCAGCGGUCGGUCAUCAUUGUGAAUUAGCUCCUGUGCUUUAUCAGUUCACUUGCAACACUCCCGACAACCAAAACCGCCAACACCAUGUUCAAAUACGUGCUAUUCGCUGCUCUCCUGGCUUUCGCCUCCGCCAAGCCCCUGGUCUACGAGUACCCGAUAGCCUACACUGCCCCCGCCGUGGCGGCCGCGUACACCGCCCCUGUCUACUCGGCCUACAGCAGCGCAUACACCGCGCCCUACUACUCGCCUUACGCCUACGCUGCUCCUUACUCUGCCUACUACUACCGUUGAUCACCAAAAAAUAGUGAAUCUACUCGACUGCUCGGCUAUGUGAUUUAAUAUUUAACUUUAUGUAUUAAUUAUUUUAAAUUAAACAAUAAAGUCAAACGCGUAUAUUAUGCUGCUAUAAUGAA
Leguminivora glycinivorella is the source of this 440-nucleotide messenger RNA. RefSeq names its product cuticle protein 12.5-like. Lineage: Eukaryota; Metazoa; Arthropoda; Insecta; Lepidoptera; Tortricidae. The record is from RefSeq and is a predicted model, not a curated record. The coding region runs from base 112 to 318 and encodes 68 amino acids. The transcript is spliced from 2 exons.